Staurois parvus is the source of this 319-nucleotide messenger RNA. NCBI's taxonomy places the organism in Eukaryota, Metazoa, Chordata, Amphibia, Anura, Ranidae. The record is from the annotation of a GenBank genome assembly.
CUGCUGACAAAUGUGGAAUGAUGAUGGAAUGAUUACUCUGCCCAAUUGUCUCACAGCCUGUCCACACACAUGACCAGUUAGUAUGUACUGUAUAUGUGGGCGGACUGACAACUCAUGGGGCCCCCGGGCAAUAGGGGAUCAUGGUGCCCCUGUGUCCUUGCCCAAACUCAAAAAAGCCUAUGAAAAAGGUACCAGGGGCAUCUCAUGGGGCCUCCUACUGACCCCGGGCCCUCGGGCAGUGCCGAGUUUCCAAAUGGUCAGUCCGCCCCUACACCUGUUUCUUUUAGACCCAAUUCACACAGGUGUAAAAUGAUGUGCU